UCACCGGCUCAGUGGAGCUCGAGCAUCCUUGCCAGAGACGAGGAGACAACAGAGCCAUUUUGACCGCUCCGUAGUGUGAAAAAGCGGCCGAGCAUCCACCCAAAACAAACAAACGACCGACCCGGACACCUUCCUCCCUUCCUGGGUCCCUCACUGGCAAGGCCGGGCAGAGGGAGGGUCGGUGGGUGCAAGACACCGUCGGCGGUAACCUCAGCCCUUCCCGUUUUCAUGGAGAGGAGAGGCUGUUAGCAGGGGCAGUGCCAGACCUGGAGGAGACCGGAGGAGGUGGAAGCUGGAUAAUAAAACAGACGAGCACGACAAACUCUACACGUCUCUGCGCGGUAGCAAAACGUUAGUGGCACUGCGGAGACCUGCAGGCCCUACACCUGGGCACUAAAGAAGGCACCCCAGGGUGCUAGGAAGACAGCACCAUGGCAGGGGCCUCUGUAAAGGUGGCGGUGCGUGUCCGCCCCUUCAAUUCAAGGGAGAUUGGAAAAGAAAGCAAAUGCAUCAUUCAGAUGUCUGGAAACACCACCACCAUCGUCAACCCCAAGCAGGCCAAAGACAACAAGAGCUUCAACUUUGAUUACUCCUACUGGUCCCACACCACGCCCGAGGACGUCAAUUAUGCCUCUCAGAUGCGAGUAUACAAAGACAUCGGAGAGGAAAUGCUGCUGCACGCCUUCGAGGGUUACAACGUCUGCAUCUUUGCUUAUGGUCAGACGGGUGCCGGCAAGUCCUACACCAUGAUGGGGAAACAGGAUGUCAAGGAUCAACAAGGAAUCAUCCCCUUGCUGUGUGAAGAUCUUUUCACUAAGAUCAAUGACAACACAGACAACAGCAUGUCCUACUCUGUGGAGGUGAGCUACAUGGAGAUCUACUGCGAACGCGUACGGGACUUGCUGAACCCCAAAAACAAAGGGCACCUGCGCGUAAGAGAACACCCGCUGAUGGGACCCUAUGUGGAGGACCUGUCCAAGCUCGCCGUCACCUCCUACAAUGACAUCCAGGACCUGAUGGACUCUGGCAACAAGGCCAGGACUGUGGCUGCCACCAACAUGAACGAGACGAGCAGUCGCUCUCACGCCGUCUUCAACAUCAUAUUCACCCAGAAACGCCACGACGCCGAGACGGACAACACCUCUGAGAAGGUCAGCAAAAUAAGUUUGGUGGAUCUGGCCGGCAGCGAGAGGGCAGACUCCACCGGAGCCAAAGGGACGAGGCUUAAGGAAGGAGCGAAUAUCAACAAAUCUCUAACCACGCUGGGGAAAGUCAUCUCUGCUUUGGCAGAAGUGGACUCUGGGCCAAAUAAGAAUAAAAAGAAGAAAAAAGUGGAAAGCUUCAUUCCCUACAGAGAUUCAGUUUUGACCUGGCUGCUGAGAGAAAAUUUGGGGGGUAAUUCUCGCACUGCGAUGGUCGCUGCCCUGAGUCCAGCUGAUAUCAACUACGACGAGACCCUCAGCACACUCAGGUACGCAGAUCGCGCCAAACAGAUUCGCUGCAACGCUGUCAUCAACGAGGAUCCCAACAACAGACUGGUGCGCGAGCUGAAGGAGGAGGUGUCACGCCUGAAAGACCUCCUCUACGCCCAGGGCCUGGGCGACAUCAUUGAGACAUAUCGAGCCACUGGUGCUGAGAUAGAGGGUUUGAAAUACCUAUCCGAUAAGAACAAUAACAAUAAAGGCCAAGCUGUGAAUCAAAAGGAUGAUCUCUCCACAGUGACCAAUGCCAUGACAGGGAUGAGUCCCUCUCCGUCUCUGUCAGCCUUGUCCAGCCGCGCUGGAUCCAUCGCCAGUCUUCACGACCGCAUCAUGUUCAGCCCGGGCAGCGAGGAAGCCAUCGAGAGGCUGAAGGAAACAGAGAAAAUCAUUGCUGAACUCAAUGAAACUUGGGAGGAGAAACUUCGCCGAACAGAGGCCAUCAGAAUGGAAAGAGAGGCCUUGCUGGCGGAAAUGGGUGUCGCAAUGCGAGAAGAUGGCGGGACAGUCGGUGUGUUCUCCCCUAAGAAGACGCCUCAUUUGGUGAACCUCAAUGAGGAUCCUCUGAUGUCUGAGUGCCUGCUGUACUACAUUAAAGACGGGAUCACCAGGGUUGGUCGUUUAGACGCCAGCAGCCGUCAGGACAUCGUCCUCAGUGGCCACUUCAUCAAGGACGAGCACUGCACUUUUACUAGUUCUGCCGGUCCGGCGGGAGAAACAUUGGUUGUCCUCGAGCCCUGUGAAGGAGCUGAGACUUACGUCAACGGAAAGAGGGUGACGGAGCCCACUGUCCUCAGAUCAGGAAACCGCAUCAUCCUGGGGAAGAGCCACGUGUUCCGGUUCAACCACCCUGUCCAGGCGAGGGCUGAGAGGGAGAGGACCCCCUGUGCUGAAACACCCGCCGAGCCUGUGGACUGGGCCUUUGCCCAGAGGGAGCUGCUGGAGAAACAGGGCAUUGACAUGAAACAGGAAAUGGAGCAGAGGCUGCAGGAGUUGGAGGACCAGUAUCGCAAAGAAAGAGAGGAGGCCAACAACCUUCUGGAGCAGCAGAGACUGGAUUACGAGAGCAAGCUGGAAGCUCUUCAGAAGCAAGUGGACCGUUAUUACCCUGAAACCACUGAAGAAGAGGAGGAGCCAGAAGAAGAAGUGCAGUGGACGGAGAGGGAGAGAGAGCUCGCUGUGUGGAGCUUUCGUAAAUGGAGGUGCUACCAGUUCACCUCUCUGCGUGACCUGCUGUGGGGGAACGCCAUCUUCCUCAAAGAGGCCAAUGCCAUCAGCGUGGAGCUGAAGAAGAAGGUGCAGUUCCAGUUUGUGCUGCUGACAGACACCCUCUACUCCCCCCUGCCUCCUGACCUGUUGCCCCCGGAAGCAACUAAAGACAGAGAGAAGCGCCACUUCCCGCGCACCAUCGUGGCCGUGGAGGUGCAGGACCAGAAGAACGGAGCCACUCACUACUGGACAUUAGAAAAACUAAGGCAGAGGCUCGAUCUCAUGAGAGAGAUGUACGACCGCGCCGCCGACGUUCCUAACAGCGCCGCCACCGAGGACUGUGAAAAUGUGAUGACCGGAGGCGACCCCUUCUACGACCGCUUCCCCUGGUUCCGUCUGGUUGGCAGAAACCCCAUUUUCAACACAUGCAUGAGCGAGCGCAUGAGUGACCCUACCCCGUCCCCGACCCUCUCCAACUCUGAAAUUACUGAGCUGGCUGACUCGCAGCGGGAGGGUCGAGGGGAGGAGGAGUUGGAGGAGUUGGAGGACCUGGACGAUGAUAUCUUUUUGGACGACCCGUGCUCGGAGCUCGGGGGAGAGGAUGAUGAUGAUGAUGAUGAUGAUGAUGAUGAUGAUGAUGAUGAGGGAGAGCUCUGCCGAGGCUCCAGCGAAGGCCAGGAUCCCUUUUACGACCGCUCACCAUUAUUCAGUGUAGUGGGAAGGGCUUUCGUUUAUCUGAGCAACCUGCUGUACCCGGUUCCUCUCGUCCACCGCGUGGCCAUCGUCAGCGAGAAGGGAGAAGUGAAGGGCUUCCUCCGGGUGGCGGUGCAGGCCAUAUCAGCGGAUGAGGAAGCUCCCGACUACGGCUCAGGAGUGAGGCAGUCAGGCACUGCCAAAAUCUCCUUCGAGGAUCAGCAAUAUGAAAAGUUCCAGUCAGAAUCCUGCUCUGUGGGACUGUCCCGCACAGGGAUCUCCCAGGAGGAGCUUCGCAUCGUGGAGGGGGAGGGGCAGAACGCAGAAAUAGGACCCUCAGCUGAUGAGGUCAACAACAACACAUGUGCGGCUGGUGGAGACGAGCUGGAGAAUCCGCUGAAGGCCACUCUGGACGGUCCGCUGGACGCCCUGGAGCACCUGAGGAUUGGUAAUAUUUUCACCUUCAGGGUAACCGUCCUGCAGGCCUCGAGCAUCUCUGCAGAAUAUGCUGACAUCUUCUGCCAGUUCAAUUUCAUCCACCGCCAUGAUGAGGCCUUCUCUACUGAGCCCCUGAAAAACACAGGCCGCGGCCCUCCUCUCGGCUUCUACCAUGUGCAGAACAUUGCCGUUGAAGUGACUAAAUCCUUUGUUGACUACAUCAAGACUCAGCCAAUCGUGUUUGAGGUGUUUGGACACUACCAGAAACAGCCUUUUCUUCCUCUUUGUAAAGACGUCAUCAGUCCAUUACGUCCCUGCAGAAGACAGUUCCCACGCGUGAUGCCUCUGUCCAAACCAGUGGACUCCGACGACUCGCCGGACCGGGAGAAAUCGCUGGAGCUGAUCCGAUACCUGGUCCCAGAUGUGUUCAAUGGGGCGCUGGUGGACUCGCUGUCAGGCCACGCUCUGUCUGCCGCUGGCUUGGCUGCUUCCUUCCUACUGGAAGCAAACGAGCAAGCUCAGUUGCCUGCUCCACCCACCUCUAUCUGUUCAGUUAUUAAAGCUCAGAAGCCGGUACCUGCCACCAAACUGACAGCCAUGACCCGCCCACAGGCAGGACCCUGCCACUGUAAAUAUGAUCUCAUGGUAUUCUUCGAGAUCUGUGAGCUGGAGGCCAAUGGAGACUACAUCCCUGCAGUGGUGGACCACAGAGGAGGAAUGCCGUGCCAUGGCACAUUCCUCCUGCACCAGGGCCUCCAGAGGAGAAUCACCGUUACUAUCGUACAUGAAUCAGGAGGUGACAUGGAGUGGAAGGAAGUCCGUGAGCUUGUUGUGGGACGUCUCCGCAACACCCCUGAAGCGGAUGAGACCAUCAUCGACCCCAGUAUUCUGUCCCUCAAUAUCUUGUCUGUUGGGUAUGUCAGGCCCAUGCAAGAUGACAGACAGUUUCUUGAUUCGGACAUGCCUAGGACCUUCUUCCGCUUCGAGGCGGCGUGGGAUAGCUCCAUGCACAAUUCUCUGCUACUAAACCGAGUCACUCCGUACGGGGAGAAAAUCUACAUGACCCUCUCGGCCUAUCUGGAGAUGGAGAACUGCACCCAGCCCGCGGUCAUAACCAAAGAUAUCUGCAUGGUGUUUUACUCACGAGACACAAAGCUCUCGGCCUCCCGCUCUAUUCGCAACCUCUUUGGUACCGGAAGCCUGAGAGCGGCAGAUGGUAACCGUGUAACUGGAGUUUAUGAGGUCAGCUUAUGUCACCUGGCAGAUGCAGGAAGCCCAGGUAUGCAGAGGAGACGCAGGCGGGUGCUGGACACCUCCGUGGCCUACGUCCGUGGGGAGGAGAACUUGGCUGGAUGGAGGCCCCGCAGCGACAGCCUCAUUCUGGACCACCAGUGGGAGCUGGAGAAACUCAGCCUCCUUCAAGACGUGGAGAAGACCAAACAUUAUCUUUUGUUGAGAGAGAAACUGGAGUCCACCCUGCUCGUGGGCCAGGACUCCCUGCAGUCCUGUGUCACUGAGGAGCUGAGUGAGUCUCCUCAGCCCCCCGAGGUCGACCAGGAGGUCGGCAGCUCCAGCUCUGAAAUCACCACGGAGAGGCAGAGGGAGCUCGCCGCCAAGUGUUUGAGGCUCCUCACUCACUCCUUCAACAGAGAAUACGGCCACGUCUGUGUCAGCGCCAGUGAAAGCAAGAUUUCAGAGAUGUCUGUCACAACACUAAGAGACUCCACUUCAAUCUCUGCUCUCAACACAAUCACACCCUCCUCAACAUGCCCGUCACUGGUUGAGGGUUGCUACGGCAACACUGAACUCAGACCACCUAUGCCCCGCUCGCGUGCCGUCAGUCCCGGUCCUGACACACAGCAGGACGCAGAGGCCAAGAAGUCCCUCAACGGAGCCUCUGACGCCAAGCCUCGCACCCGCAAGUUUGUCCCCGACAUCCAGGAGAUUAGAGUCAGCCCCAUUGUGUCAAAGAAGGGUUACAUACAUUUCUUGGAGCCGCACACCAACGGGUGGGUGAAGCGCUACGUUGUGGUGCGGCGGCCGUACGUCUACAUCUACAACACAGAGCGAGACACCGUGGAGCGGGCUAUUCUCAACCUCUCCUCGGCUCAGGUGGAGUACAGCGAGGACCAGCAGGCAAUGCUGAAGACCCCAAACACAUUUGCUGUGUGUACAGAGCAUCGUGGAAUAUUGCUUCAAGCCACUAAUGACAAAGAGAUGCAUGACUGGCUGUAUGCGUUUAAUCCUCUCCUUGCUGGAACUAUCAGGUCAAAGCUGUCGAGAAGACGAGCCGGACAGAUGAGGAUGUGAAACAACACUAUGAACAAAUUUCACGAGAGACGGAUGAACGCAAAGACUUCUAUGUACAUAGAUCCUUGUCCCUAUCCCUCCCCCCUGUGCUGAGCCCCCGUCCCCGUCCCCCCCCCCUCACCACCACCACCACCAACAACAACAACGACAACAACCAUCUUUCCCCUGUACGCUCUCAGUUUAUCACUAGUGUCCUCGGCACCUAAAGCGCCCAUUUUGUGUCAGGCCUUGCUGCGGUGUGAGUCUCGUAGUCUGAAGAACCUCUUCAAAAAGCUGUCACUGUACUGUACUGGAGUUUAUUCAUAGCUGGAUGGAUGAAGAAAAAUGGAGGAAGUAGCAACAGUUUCUUAUCUCAGAUUACAUACGUAUGGUAAUGUACUGUAGUUGUUGUCAGUGACACAUCAAGCCUUAUACAUUUAUUCCCUAAAAAAAAAAAAAAAAAAAAAAAAAAAAUGCAGUGACAUUUAUCUUACUUAAAGCUGCCAUGUCAGUGAGGAUCACACUGCUACAUUUGCAUCAGUAAAUAGGCAAACAUGCAGAUUCUUCUCUACUCUGCUCUACAGCUAUAUAUACAGUGUCUAAACAGGUUUGCAUACAACAUACAGCUAGAAAAUACACGCUAAAAGAAAAAAAAAUGACAGUUGAGUGUAACUCUUCAGAAUAUUUCUCUCUUCUUUCUGGUCCAUGACUCCUGACAUUGAGUAAUCUGCCUCCUAUCCCUAAAACUACUUAGAAACUUUAGCACACACACAGCCUGGCAAGGGAAUGGCAUAUCAACAUAAACUUCAUGUUCUUGUGGCAUUUUGAUAAAUCCAUGUCGUUUUAGCUACUUGUAGGAGCACUGUGGGUAUCUACAUUCACACCUUAAGUAAUCAAAUAUCAUCCCAUUAAUCCUCCAGAUUUACUCUCAUUCUCUACCUGAUUUUUGUUUUAAAAUGUGAUAUAUUUAGAUAUUUAACAGCUUUAUUAUUUAUUUCUGCAUGUAUUUAUUUACAAAGACAUUUAUAUUUCUAAAGUAGUAGUACCGUGCAAUUUCUGCACACUGCACUUUUUAAUAUAAGUUCCUUAAAUGUUUGAACAAUACAACCUUGUCCCCAUGCAAUUAAUGCUACUGAAACAAUUUAAUAACUUUAUGAUUGGCCAGUUUCAUUACCUGAUUGCCUGACUAAUAAUAUCCCCUUUAAGAUUAGGACACACCUGACCAACUAACAUAAAUCUGACAAGAUCAAUAUACUAGGUAGAGAAUAUUAAGGUGGUCUGUCCGUUCACAACUGCACAAAACUACCUUGUUAAAUGAUCAAAAGUAUAAACUGUUCCUCACAGUACAGAAUGAGAAACUGUCUGAAUGAAAUGUAUAUUGAUUUAAUGUAGUGCCUCUCUUUUCAGUCAUACUGUAUAGGCGUACUGUACAGGAUGCCUCUGCACCAGUUGCUUUGAAUCUACAUCCUUCAUGCUGCUAUAAUACUGUUCUGGAAGUGUCUGCAGAUAAUAUCAUCACUCUCCUGCUUUUCAUCAUCAUCAUCAUCACUUACAUACUCAGACAACACAUCUCAUUUAAUGGUAAUGUUAGAUUUCUAAUAUGGCAGUCACAUGUCAUAUAAUACGUAAAUUUCCAUAACACACAUUAUACUUAUAAUUUUUUAUAUAUGCAAAAAAGAAAAACUUGUAUGGAUUGAAGCAUUUGACUAUAUUUGUAAAACAAUUCUGCUUUGAAUGGAGGAAAAAAAAAAAACAACCCCAUGCUGCUGACAGUGUCAAUGUCACUCCUGUUCUUUUUUUUACCAACUCCUUCAGCUGCUGUGCGUUUUCAUUAGCAUCUCAGCCUGAUGGAUGAGCAUGCCUCAGGUCAGCCAGCCUGUAGAGCAUGCUCCAUGACAGUAGAGACAUGUCACUUGUGUAUGAGGCCAGCAUCUCAAAGCAUUUAACCUUUACAAAAGACCUCAAGAAAUAUUCCCUUUUCUUUGUGUGUCAGUUCGCUACGUUUGUAUUUCUGAUUCUAAUGUAAUCCAUACAAUAGAUUAAUCUGCUAAAAGUGUAUUUCCUGAGAUUGGAAAGUAUUCUGUGUGUUGUGGACAUGCUUUGAAGUUAUCCAAUCAAAACAUUUUACAAUCUUACAUGUGUAUACAACUGUCAGUAGUCGUAAGUUAAUCAAACAGUCAAAUGUCUGUUCAUAUGUUUUGUUUGUUGUGUAAGACGUUGGGGCGAUCAAUGUAGUGAUCAAAGUCUAUCCCAGACUUUCUUGGCAGAGACUACAGUUGUAUUUUAUCCAGCUAUAGCAUCGUCAUUGAGGGAACACCUGUUGCACUGUACAUUACACUGUCUCAACGCUCAUUUCUGUCUUGAUUUCCUCUAAACCCAAUUUUAAAAUGUGAGCUCCAGUCUGAUCUCAAUGUUGAGAUUAUUCCUCUUGUUUUCAUUGGGCCUUUUUAAUGUGCAUCACAUUUGAGCCAACCAAAGUUUUGUUGGUGCAGUCACACACACAGACACACACACAAAAAAAAAAUCACACUGAAUGUACAUCAAUAUUUGAAAAUACUUAUUCUGCUGGAGUGGUUGUGUUAACUUGUGUUCUGGAUUCACAGUCUGGUUCCUUAUUGAUUGUAGUUAGGUUAUUAUCGAGGAACCAUAUGGGACAUACCUGUAAUUAUCUGUCCACCCAUGUGUGGGAGGAUGUAAUAGGUUCAUUAUGGCCCUGUUAGAAAUUGCAUCUUGUACAGAGUAAUGCUGUAGGUUAUCUUACCGUCACACGUUCACUCUGAUUUCAGUAUCUACCUUCACCAUCAUGCUCUGACAGCCUUCACAAAAUCUACUUUUUCUAAUCCCUCCCUUUUUUUGAAGGAAUAUCAUUUGCAUUUUUGUGCUUCUACAUCUAAUCUUUUUUUUUUUUUUUUUCUCGCACUAUCAAAUUAUUUUGCAUUGUACAUAAACAUGAUUGCUGUGAACAUUGUAUUAUAAAGUUGCACCCAUUUACAAAAUCUUAAAUGGGCAGUAGUUCAGUCAGUGUCUCUGAGUGUUGGAGUUUAGCGUCAAAUGUUUGUGUACACUAAACACAUUGUCAUAUAUUAAAUAAACAUGGAAAUUAUGCAACACAAA
Seriola aureovittata is the source of this 9221-nucleotide messenger RNA. It is a transcript of the gene kif1aa, whose product is annotated as kinesin family member 1Aa. Bases 432 to 6128 code for a protein of 1898 amino acids. Gene Ontology annotation, biological process: microtubule-based movement. The transcript has 51 exons. Gene Ontology annotation, molecular function: microtubule motor activity; ATP binding; microtubule binding. The record is from RefSeq and is a predicted model, not a curated record. Lineage: Eukaryota; Metazoa; Chordata; Actinopteri; Carangiformes; Carangidae.